Molecule: messenger RNA, 1404 nt
Organism: Tachysurus fulvidraco (yellow catfish)
Lineage: Eukaryota; Metazoa; Chordata; Actinopteri; Siluriformes; Bagridae
Exons: 8
Coding region: 161-1342 (393 amino acids)
Biological process (GO): regulation of DNA-templated transcription
Molecular function (GO): sequence-specific DNA binding; DNA-binding transcription factor activity
Source: RefSeq, a predicted model, not a curated record
UAUCACUGAAUUUCACCAGAAUGUUCUAGAAUUUGCGCGUGACCACUUGUCUACUUUUGAAUUUAAACGCUCGAGGUCUGCGCGUGUUUAAGGGUCUGCAACUCUUCUGAUCGUACGUGGUAACGAAGAUACUGUAGAAGAACUCGAGAUAUCAGCUGAGAUGGACGACAAUGAAUUACUUCUCUCCAUCGGGAUCAACCCCACAAUGUUUCCCAGCAAGUUGUGGCAUUUGGUGAAUGAUCCUCAGAUUUCCUCAAUCUACUGGGAUGAAAGUGGGGAAGGAAUUCUGAUCUGUAAGAAGACCUUCAAAGCUGAAGUGUUAUUUACAGCCAACAAGAUGAAAAAGUACUUCAAAACGACAGAUUUCAUCAGUUUUCUUCGCCAACUAAAUCUGUAUGGCUUCAAAAAAGUGUACCCAGACUAUGAGAUCUCGAUGAUGCAAGUGGGCAAAAUUCAUCACUUUUACAACCCGAACUUCAAACGGGAUUACCCAGAGCUUAUGGUCAACCUAACACGACUCACGCCUUCCAACAAGGCCAAGCUUGCCGCUGGGUUAGAAGUAUCCAAACAGCCAGGACGUUUAAAGAACUCUGCAGUGGUCGGCACAGUUGAGCAUCGAGAAACUCCUUAUCACCGGUACUCUCAGCGUGUAAAACGGUCCUACACAACAACCAAAACCUUCCAGGCAUUUGUAACAGGUCAUGAUGAAUCAAGCUCUGAUUUCAGUCGCUUCCGGAUGGCUUUACCGUGGACAUAUCCAUCUAGUCCAAUGCAACAGGGCUCAGACUGUGCAGUGCCUGAUGGUAAUUUAGAGUAUCAGUGCUGUAUCCCAGGCUCUUUGGAUUUAAACAUGCCCUGCUCCCAAGAAGAUGUCACCUACGCUCGUCGUGGCUAUUAUCCUGACAACUCAUUUAGCCACCUCCAGGACCAGAAUCCAAACUGGCAAGCAAGUGUUGCUCCAGAUCCCUGGGAAAGUUACAAGAACCUGGGCACUGUUUUCAAUGUGGAAGAUGAAGUGCAGGAUUACUCAUUAAGCCACCUCCAGUACACUGACCAGAAACCAACUUGGCAAGAAAGUGUUGCUCCAGACCCAAGGAAAAGUUACAUGAACCUGGAAACUGUUAUCGUAGUGGAAGAUGAAGUGCAGGACUCCUCAGACAGCCAUCUCCAUCGCACUGGUCAGGCUCGAAACUGGCAAUCAGCUGAUGCUCCAUAUCCCAGGAAGAGUCACAUGAACCUGGGCACUGUAUUCAGAGUUGAAGAUGAAAUGGAGGUUGCUGCCUUCAUCACUGUGCUCAGCAAUGAAAAGCCACCUCGGAUGACAGUUAAUUAUCAAAAUUAAAAUCAUCUUCAGAAUUUCCUGAAUUUUUUUUUUAAUAAAAAGAUGUCUGUGCAUAUACUGGA